AUGUCGAACCACCCGGCGCUGCCCAAGUCAGCUUAUUCCGCCCUCGGGUUGCCCCCCAGUGUUGUCAGAAUCCUGAUGAACCCCAAGCCACCACCGCCCACCACAGCAGCGCCAGAGCUCCACCAGAAUGCGACAGACUUCACCGAGCGCCUGCCGGAAAAUGAAUCGCACAUUAUGCUGUAUGCGGAACUGCUGCUGCACAUACGCACAAUCACGCUGUUUGCGAGCCUGAGAAGUCACCACACCAGAGAAACGAAGGCGCGGCUCGAUGCAGACGGGAACUUGAUCACCGUGUCGCAUGAGGGUUACAAGGCGACAAUACGGCUUCCCAUCCAGGUCGAAGGAAAGGGCGAUGCCGCGCUUGAACUUCCUGCGCAGCCACCCAGCAAGGAGCUGACGCUGCGUCUGCAGAUGGAAGAGCAGGAGGACAGCGACAUGCUGGGCUUGAUGGCCGAGGCGCGCAAAGCAAACAUUGUGCCUUGGGAUGGCGUGACGCUGAGCAAGCAAGAAGGUGUAGAGCUCAGGUGCAGCAACUGCGAGGGCGUGGUGCUCAAGAGCCAGGCAGUGGACGAAUGGAAAGAUCUGCCCAAUGAGAAUUGGGCGGAGAUGAUGGAUUUCUGGCAUUGUCACAAACCAGAUGAGCAUCAUUUGCACGAUGACAAGCACGGAGUUGGAGAGCAGAAGGGGUAUGCCGCAGGGAAUCGCUUGAAGGCAGUGGACUGCGUUGGAUUCGUAGACCUCACGAGCUUCCUGCUGAGCGAGCGGGACUGUGAGGGCGCAAGGGUCUUGCCAGACGAAGAGCGAUCCGAUGCAGCCGUUGUCUGCAGGCACUGUGGUCACACACUCGGCAAACAAGAUACAGCAGCGGAUGGGUGGCGGAUAUGGAAAUGGUGUCUGAGCGUCUCCUCUGGACCCACCUCAUCCCCCUCGUACAGCACGUACAGUGUUCAAAAAUGGAUCUCUGCACGCCUGCUAUAUCUCGUCGAGAACGUCGGCGUCCGCAAGUUCCACAUUCACCCUCCGCCCUCGCCUCCUACGCCAGCUUCAACACCCGCACCGUCUUCCACCGCUUCUGUUCUCCUCUGGGUUUUUACGCCAGACCUCAUGUUCUCCUCGUCCAUCUCGCGCCCGCACCGCACCGAUCCGACGCGCGCCGUCAAGGGCUUCUUCAAGAAGCAGACAUGGGCACCGCUGCAGCCAGGCGAGCCGGAGAGCGCGACGAUUGAGGAUGUCGAGUUCCCGCAGGAGUUGUACGAGGAGCUUGAGAAGAGCCUGGAUGAGAGCCAAGCUGUCCUGCCGGCGACGGCGAGGAAGUUCCAGGAGUGGGAUGUUGGGUUGUUGGAGCGGUUUGAUGUCGGCGAGGAGGUGCUUGGGGGUGUGGACAGUGCUGGUGAGGGGAUGGAGGGGGAAGAGGGGGAAGAGGGGGAAGAGGGACUGGGGGGAGGGGAUGUGUCUGAUGAGAGGAGAGGUAGACGGACGAAGAGAUGA
This is a messenger RNA of Ascochyta rabiei, 1488 nucleotides long. RefSeq names its product HECT-type E3 ubiquitin transferase. The coding region runs from base 1 to 1488 and encodes 495 amino acids. Gene Ontology annotation, cellular component: nucleus; cytosol; ubiquitin ligase complex. Gene Ontology annotation, biological process: protein polyubiquitination; protein monoubiquitination; protein autoubiquitination. Lineage: Eukaryota; Fungi; Ascomycota; Dothideomycetes; Pleosporales; Didymellaceae. The transcript has 2 exons. Gene Ontology annotation, molecular function: cyclin binding; ubiquitin protein ligase activity; ubiquitin conjugating enzyme binding. The record is from RefSeq and is a predicted model, not a curated record.